AUGUUUGAAAUUAGUAAGUGGGCCCGGCAACGUUUGGAUGUCGGAAAAACCACAGGAUCCUCAAGAAUUUCGAGGCCAAAGAAGGCAAGGACUAGAGCAGUUGAUGAGAUUCCAAGGGGUGCCACUAAGCUUAGGAGAUAUGGAAUUGUAAUCCAUUGCUCGGUUUGUGGAGGAGAAGGUCACAAUGCUACUAAUUGUGGUAGGGCAGACAACAAUACAAGAAGUGCAAGAGGAAGAGGCAUGGGAAGAGGAAUCAACUCAGUCCAUCAAUCUCAAGAAGAACUCCAAUCUAGAACAAUAAGAAGACCUAAACUACAGGCAAAUGGAGGGGGUUUGACAAGGAUUGCAACCACUGCAGUAGCUCCAACCAAUGUUGCAAGCCAUAGUCUGCUAUUACCACUGAAAACACUUCCAAGAGGUUCAAAUUGA
Prunus armeniaca (apricot) is the source of this 429-nucleotide messenger RNA. Lineage: Eukaryota; Viridiplantae; Streptophyta; Magnoliopsida; Rosales; Rosaceae. The record is from the annotation of a GenBank genome assembly.